UAUGGCGUCAAGCAAAUUUGAAGUCUCGGUCUUAUGACUCAUUUGAGAAAGGGCCGUACUCUUAACUAUGAAUUUGUUUUUCUAACGUGUUUGGGGUUCAUUUUCAUGCAUGACAGCAGUGCGACGUUGUAAGCGGUAGAUGCGGCGCCUGUGCAAUAUGAAGAAUGGACGAAGACGAUGUGACUAUCAGAGAACAGAAUUUUCACAGCCAAGUUCGAGAGUACAUCAUUUGUUUCCUUCUGUUUGCAGUCCUUUACAUUGUGUCAUACUUCAUCAUCACUAGAUACAAGAGGAAAACUGAUGAUCAUGAAGAUGAAGACGCCAUAGUCAACAGAAUAUCGCUGUACCUGUGCACCUUCACUCUGGCUGUGUCAGCCGGGGCAGUCCUGUUGCUUCCCUUCUCCAUCAUCAGUAACGAGAUCCUGCUCUCCUUCCCCAAAAACUACUACAUCCAGUGGCUCAAUGGCUCCCUCAUCCAUGGCCUCUGGAACCUGGUGUCCCUGUUCUCCAAUCUCUGCCUCUUCGUGCUCAUGCCAUUUGCCUACUUCUUUUUGGAAUCGGAGGGAUUUGCUGGAUCAAAAAAGGGCAUAAAGGCUCGUGUCUUGGAGACAUUUGUGAUGCUCUUCCUGCUGGGCCUGCUUAUUUUGGGAAUAGUCUGGGUGGCCUCAGCUCUGAUCGACAAUGACGCAGCCAGCAUGGAGUCAUUAUACGACCUCUGGGAGUUCUACUUACCAUAUUUGUAUUCCUGCAUAUCUCUAAUGGGAGGAUUACUGCUUCUGAUGUGCACUCCAGUGGGACUGUCUCGGAUGUUCACAGUCAUGGGCCAGUUAAUUGUGAAGCCCACGAUCCUCGAAGACCUGGAUGAGCAAAUUUAUUGCAUCCAUUUGCAAGAGGAAGCCCUUCAGAGGAGAUUAAAUGGGACAGCAUCUCAUUCUCAAUGUGGCACCCAGCAUUUGCACAAAGAGUUGGACAACAUCAGGAGCCAGAAGAAUAAACUGGAGAGGCGGAAGAAGGCUUCGGCAUGGGAGAAGAAUUUGCUGUACCCUUUUGUCAUGCUAAUACUCCUGACCGGAACAACAAUCUCAGUUCUUCUAGUGGCUCUCAACAUCCUGUAUCUAUUAGUGGAUGAAACCGCAAUGCCAAAGGGAUCAAAGGAGCGAGGGAUAGGAAAUGCCUCCUUGUCUACGUUUGGAGUCGUACAAGCAGCUAUUGAAAUCAUUCUGAUGUUCUACCUAAUGGUGUCCUCUGUCGUCGGCUUCUACAGCCUGCGCGUCUUUGAAGGCCUCACCCCGAGGAAGGACGACACAACCAUGACAACGAUCAUUGGAUGUUGUGUGUCAAUCCUUGUACUCAGUUCAGCAUUGCCAGUGAUGUCCAGAACUCUGGGAAUUACAAGGUUUGAUCUGCUCGGAGACUUCGGGAGAUUUAACUGGUUGGGAAACUUCUACAUCGUCCUUUCUUACAAUCUGCUUUUCGCUGUGGUGACAACCCUCUGUCUGGUUCGAAAGUUCACCUCUGCAGUUCGGGAAGAGCUCCUGAAAGCAUUAGGUCUGGAUAAAUUGCACCUUUCAAACAGCCCCACGGACCCGGAGACGGCCAAGCACUCGGCGAACGGGCACCAGAAGUCUCUGUGAGGAGGAGCGGAGUGUAAUCUGCGGCGGCAGAAGGAGGAGAAAAGGGGGGGUCGGCAUCCACGACAUUCCACCACAGUCCUCCCGUGCGAGGGGUGCGACUCGGCUGGAGCUCGUGCUGACUCACCGCCACCGCCACCGCCACCUCCAGCCCCGGCCUGAUUGUUUGUCUUGUCCAUAGCUCUCUGCCUCUUUCUCUCCGAUGCACAUGAGCCAGCUGCCCAGUCAGGAAAACUCGGAAGGCUUCCUGUCUUCCUUCAUUUGGGGACUCAAAUGCAGCUUCGUAGACGAGAGGCUGAAGAGCUUUUCAAAAAUGUUCACGGAUGCUUUUAUCUUGUUGUUCACCUUUUUUUAAUUGGCUGUUUAUACUGCCACAUUUGCCCUUUCUGCUGUUAAGUUCAUUAUUAGUCAACGUUCUUUCCUUUUCUCACAUGACUGUCACAAACCUCACGUCACAGUUUCUGAGCGACACCCUUGUUCUUUGUGUAGUAUUUUGCGAAAGCACUUAAAGGUGUUACUUUAGGAAAGCUUGUAAAUAGUCCAUGUAUAUGUUCACUUUCAAAAAUGUAUGCAUAGUUCUUCUACACAGGUAAUGUCGUAAUGUUCAUUUGCAGUGGUGGAGUGCAUCAGUGGUAUAUUAGUACAAUGUAAAUACAGGCCUAAGAGAUGAGAAGACAAACGUAAAAUUGACUACAUACCACAUUUAGAUUAUUCCUCUUUGUGUGAAUGAGGUGAGGAGAUUAACCCAGAAAGUAUCAACUCAACCAAGCCAUGUCUAGCUGAGAUUUGUUUCUGGAACUGUCUCAGCAUUUGCAAUGAUGGCUAUACACUGUGUUGUUGUGAAGCUUUGCAGUUACAAUUUUAUGGAUUCAUGUGAUUGAUAUAUGAAGGUAAUUUUAGUAUUGGGAGCUGCCUUUCUGUGGAAAUGUUCUAAAUUUAUGCCUUAUAUUUGAAAAGGAUAAAAUGUGUACAGUUACUCAAUGGAAUUUUUUUAUUUUAAAGAAACUGAUUGAAAUUGAUAUUUUUAAUGUUAAGGGCACUACUAUCUAUUAAAAAUAUCUUCCUGUCA
Molecule: messenger RNA, 2700 nt
Organism: Megalops cyprinoides (Indo-Pacific tarpon)
Lineage: Eukaryota; Metazoa; Chordata; Actinopteri; Elopiformes; Megalopidae
Gene: lmbr1
Product: limb development membrane protein 1
Exons: 17
Coding region: 165-1634 (489 amino acids)
Biological process (GO): signal transduction
Molecular function (GO): transmembrane signaling receptor activity
Source: RefSeq, a predicted model, not a curated record